GCCUCUCCUGCAAGAGGUACAAAUGUCACAUGACCCCAUUUCCUCACUGUUGCCCUGACAGAUUCAAACUCCAUUUCCUCAACAGUCAAAUUUGUCUCCACCUGCAUCUCCAACUGCCUCGUGCUUCUCUACGGGCCUGCAUUGUUCUCGCAGUUACUGUGGUUUGCCAGAAGGAUAAACAGGUGUUGAGAGGUCAUUCCCUUCCCAUCAUGCCGUGGGUGACAAACAGCACCAUACUAGACAACGCCACCCUCAACCUGUUUCAAAAUGUCAGCACCAGCGUCACCAUCUCGGUCAUCUACAUUGUGAUUAUGACCAUUAACUUGGUAGGAAAUGGUCUUUCCCUUUUUCUCCUGGUCUUCUACACCUCUCCAAAGACUCCUUCUAUCAUCUUCAUGAUCAAUCUCAAUCUCACCGAUUUGGCCGUCGGAUUUGCGCUGCCCUUCCAGGUUGUCUACCAGCUCCAAAGAUACAACUGGACACUAGGAGACAAAAUGUGCAGGUUCAUGACCCUCAUGUUCUUCACCAACAUGUACUGUUCCAUCCUGACCAUGACCGCCAUUGGUGUUGAUCGCUACCUGGGCAUCGUCAAGCCGAUGGUCUUCAGACGGAUUAGACAAAGGAAGGUUGUUGCCGUUUUCAGCUGCAUCCUCAUGUGGGUGUUGGUUUUGAGCAUUCUGUACCCACUGAUGACCACAGACCUGACCUUCAUCAUUCCUGAACUGGGGAUCACCACCUGCUUUGACGUGCUGAAGAAAGACAUGCUCCCUUCCACGUUAGCGUGGGUAGCCUUCCUCUUCACCUUAGUGUUCAUCCUCUUCCUCUUCCCUUUCUGCAUCACCACGUUCUGCUACGUGAGCGUCAUAUGUAAACUGUCCAGAGACUCCAAGACGGAGCAGAAGGAGAAAGCCAAACGUCUGGCUGUCAUCGUUCUCCUGGUCUUCACCAUCUGCUUUGCUCCCAACAACAUCCUGCUCCUGGUCCACAGUGUGCUGAGGCUCUUCUACAACGAGACCAUCUACAUGGCCUACAAACUGUCUCUCUGCUUCAGCUGCCUCAACAGCUGUGUCGAUCCCUUCAUUUACUACUUUGCCUCCAAAGAGUUCAGACAAAAGCUACGGCAGAUUAUGAAACUGCAGACCAGCAGCAGCAGCGACUCCAAGUUGGAGCACAGGGAGAGCCAGCGCUCCACGAACUGUGGUUAUGGUGAUCACGAGGGAGAAUACAGCAAAAUGUCCUUAACACAGACUCACCAUCAUUUACGAUAAAGGGAAAUAUACUCAACAAAAAUAUCAAGGCAGCACUUUUGUUUUCGCUCCCAUUUUUUAUGAGGAGGUGAAGUAAAAGAUGUGAGACGUCUGCAGUGCACAGAAAAGCUUAUUUUAAUGGAAUACUGGUCACACAUUUAAGUUAAUUCAUCCACCUGGCUGAUGUUGCACAUUGAGACACCGAUUAAGCAGCAUGAUUUUUGCACAAAUGUGCCUUAAGCUGGUCAAAGUAAAAGUCCAUUAGAGUGAAGCCAAUUUUGACUUCAUGGGUACCAUUUUAUGGGACUAAACAACAUUUACAAUCUGCUCUCAGUGUACCAUGGCUGACCCAAAUGUAUGGUGGCCAUUCCAGGGUGGCAGCUACAGCCAGGUAGUGGUCAAUGAAAAAUAACACAGGGGUCAAACUUUAAAAAUGCUCCAAUCAUGGACUUCUGGUGAAGCGGGUGUCCAACAUGGCCGGGUAGUGUCACUGCUGCGGAGCCGCUCACCUUCCUCCCCCUUAAAAAAUGAUGAUGGAUAUACUUUAAACACUGAAACUAUUUGCCGGGGGAAGCACAACUUUAUUUUAUUAUGCCACAAGUCCAGAAAACUCUUACGCAGUACAGUUUAAGGAGCCUCGCAUGACAGACGGAGGGAAACACGUUGACAACAUGGCGGCUACUCCAAAACCAUCCCAGAUGGACACCGCAACCGAGGUAACGACCAUUAAAGUGUUGCUACAGAAUAUCGCUUCUGAUAUGACUGGGUUAAAAUCGGGUAUGGAUGCAGUUCAGGCAGCGGUGGAUAACCUGGGAGCUCGGGUGACGGAAGCUGAGACUCGAAUAUCAGACCUGGAAGAUCAAAGUCAGAACCUGGAUGCCACAGUCGGCACGGCGACCUCGAGGACGCCGGCUGCCGCAGUAACAUCCGUAGAGUUGGAAUAGAGGACGGCGCCGAAGAGCGAGACAUCAGAAUCACCUUUAUUGUCAUUGUAAUUUGCAUUACAAAGAGAUUUCAGUGUAACUCCAAAAAGGUGCUUUCCGUGGUGUGAGUAAUUUUUAGCCAAAUAAAAGAUAGUGAAAUUUAACAGUAAAUUACUGCAGAAGACAUGCAGAAGUUCAUGGCAGAAGUUCUGCAUAUUGAAAUGGGCCCGGAGUUUGAAAUUGAGCGCGCCCACAGAGCAGGUCAGCGGGGCAACCGAGCCCGGCAUGUCCUGGUACGUUUCCUGAGGUUCGGAACCAAAGAGACGGUGCUGCACGCAGCUCGGGAGAAGGAGCGAGUGGAAUGGUGAGGAAAGAGGAUUUUUUUGUUCAGGAUCUUUCCCAAGAUGUUAUACAGAAGCACAAAAAAUUUGACAGAGUGAAGAGACAGCUUCAGGAGAAAGGCCUUCGUUACUCUAUGUUGUACCCGGCCGUGCUGAGACUUGUGGCGGACAACAUCCGACACACCUUCACCUCUCCUGAGGAGAUGACGGAUAUAUUAUUUAUUUCCAAGAGAGCCGGAUAAAAAAUGCCGCGGGGACAGAGAGGAUGGUACCGCUUACAGCUUCAUUUAAACAAACUGUUACGUGAGUCAUUCGGUUUUCGUUAUUAAACACACAGUCAUGCUCAGGUUUAUAUGGUUCAAUGCUGGAGCAAAGCAGUACAGUUGUGGUUUUAUUACUUUUCUCACAGUUAAAAAUUACUUUCCACGCGCAACAGGUAUUUUAUCUUCCUAAUCCUUUACCUCUUCUGGACUGGAAAAAUUAAUGAGGACAUUAAUGUGGUAAAGAGACAGACUCAGACUCACUUUUAUUGUCACUCGACCCUUAGAGGCAGAACAAAAUGCAGUUUCUCCAGGUCUUGGUGUAGUUAACUGGGACUUUUUUUUUUAAAACCUAGCCUGUAGUAUAAACUUUUGCAAUGUACAAUAUGCGCACCCCUGUGGCCAUAAAAUAUAAAGGGCACAGGGUUGGCAGCAGCAGCAGCAUUAGAGUAUUAAGAAGGUGACAAUGUGCAUGUUGUGCAAUGUUCACAGUUUGGUGGUGGAUGUUGAACUGUUCAUCAGUCUGACAGCGUUCAGGUAGAAGCUGUUGUUUUCAGUCUGGAUGUUUUUGCCCGGAUGCUGCACAGCCUCCUUCCAGAGGGAAGGGGUGUGAACAGACUGUGCACAGGGUGGGUGGAGUCUCAGAGGAUGUAGGUGACUUUGUCUCUACGUCUGGAGAUGUAGAUGUCCCCAAUGGGUGGUAAACUGCAUCCGAUAGUCCUCUGUGCAGACUUGAUAUGAUGGACAUUCAACCUGAUAAUACAAGUGUCAAACAUGUUGAUUCUUUUUACACUGAAUCAUAAGGAACCACUGGGGUUUUUUAUUUUAGUGGGGCUAUUUGAUUUUAUUGUAUUUGAAAGUCUGGCUAUUUGUACAAACUUAUCUUUCCCCUGGUGCUGUAAAUGAUGAUAUGAAUAUAUUGGGGAGGCGGGGGGUUGCGGGUUCCAGGUCGGGACUUCAGGAUUUUCACAGACGUACUAUUUUGUGUUUUGUUUUGGGGAUAAAGGAGCUAUCCUAUUUCUCUGUGGUUCUCAUAUGUUUGUUUUUUUUUCCUCUUUUGGCCUUUUUCUUUUUUUUCUGUGUACAUUACAGUCACAAUGAGACCAAGUUGCUUUCACAUGAUUUCACCUACAUGGAUUGGUUUUUCAAAGUUAAAUAUGAUGACUGAGAGUAGGUUAUAUUAAGAUGGUAGAUACAUUUAAAUUUCUUUCUUGGAAUGUCACUCGGGAGGAGCUCGGAGUCGAGCCGCUGCUCCUCCACGUCGAAAGGAGUCAGUUGAGGUGGCUCGGGCAUCUUUUCUGGAUG
Thalassophryne amazonica is the source of this 4076-nucleotide messenger RNA. RefSeq names its product P2Y receptor family member 8 (gene p2ry8). Gene Ontology annotation, biological process: blood coagulation; thrombin-activated receptor signaling pathway; positive regulation of Rho protein signal transduction. The coding region runs from base 30 to 1268 and encodes 412 amino acids. Gene Ontology annotation, molecular function: thrombin-activated receptor activity. The record is from RefSeq and is a predicted model, not a curated record. Gene Ontology annotation, cellular component: membrane. NCBI's taxonomy places the organism in Eukaryota, Metazoa, Chordata, Actinopteri, Batrachoidiformes, Batrachoididae. The transcript is spliced from 3 exons.